This is a messenger RNA of Bubalus bubalis (water buffalo), 1348 nucleotides long. Its product is annotated as formin-like protein 6. The record is from RefSeq and is a predicted model, not a curated record. The transcript has 5 exons. Lineage: Eukaryota; Metazoa; Chordata; Mammalia; Artiodactyla; Bovidae. The coding region runs from base 1 to 1077 and encodes 358 amino acids.
AUGCCGGCGUCAGUGCGGCCGGGGAGGGGAAGGAAACAGGCUUUAACUGUGCUGCUGUCCCCGCAGCUAGAGCUAUUCUGUGUCGCCCCUGACGCCACCGUACACUCCGCCUUCCAGCGCGCUCCCGCGCGCGCCCGCCCAGCCACCGCCAGCCCCCACGCGCCCGAGCUGCCCCUGAGGCUCCGGCUUAGGCGCGAGGACGCGCCCAUUCCCCCCUCCCUCUUAAGCAGAAGAGGCCCCGGCUUCUCUAGCCUUCCCACCCCUACCCCACCCAACAAGCUGGUCCCUGAAGCCACCGAAGGCCUGCAUUUCCCCUUACCCGGCCGGCCAGUGGGCCAGCCUCCCUUCCCUUCCCCUAGCCGUCCACACCCACGCGUACAGAGGGGCCGGGGCCUCCCUCACGCUGCGGCCUCGGCCUCCUCCCCGCGCGGCAGCUGGUGCCUCCCCGGCCCUACGGGGCUCACGCGCACGACACAGCCACAAGAUGUCCGCUCUGACGGAACUACUGCCAGCUGCCACGCUCCGCCCCUCCCCCCUCCUCCUGCCUCUUCACCGCCGCGUAUCAGUCCGCCAACGCCGCCGUCGCGAGCACAGGACGAAUCUAAGGCUGAAGGCGGACAGUUUGCUCCCCACGUCAAGGGCCGAGCGUAUCUGUGCCAACCCCUUUCUCCUUUUCGGAACAGCACCUUCUUAUUAAACAGAUCGGAGGUUGGACUUGGAGGGCGGGGGCCGGAGGCGGGUCAUGGGCUGGGGGGGAAGGGUAGACGACCGGCGGAAACCCUCAGACUCAGAGAAGCAUCGAGAACCGGAAGGAGACCAUGGCAGGAAGUCCCUAGAGCCAGAAAGUUACAAAACUCAUUCAAGAAAUCAGAGUUUGGAGUCCGAGAAACUGAAUACUUACUGAAAGUAUCUGAAAUAUCCAGGGGGAGAAAUUCUAAUGUGGUAGAUACAAAGGAUUUGGCAAUUGGAGUGAGAGAAGAAAUCCAGCCAAGGUACAAGGCAGGAAAUAUUCCUACCUACUCAGUGGGGAUGCAUGAUAUCCAAGAGGUCCAUGAAGAAAAGUCCCAGAGAAGCUAAUUUGUACUACCCUAAUCUAAACAAACUUUGGUAUGAAAAUAUAAUGGACCAUGUUAGUGUUCUAAAUUAACAGAGCACAGAAGACUGGGAUGAAUUUGAAGUCAGCUUUCUUAACUUUUUUGAGCCACAAACUACUUUAGCGGUCUGGUGAAACCAUGGACUCUUCUUACAUUUAUGCUUUUAAAUGUAUAAAACAGAAUUCAUAGCAUUACAAAAUAAAACAACUUGAAACAGAAUCUCAGAAUAUUAAAGUAAAACAAACUUUUAUUUA